GAUAAUAAUUUUAAGAUUAUGGAGUUUUCAUUUAGAUGUUCGUUAUACCUUUUACUCGUAUAUUUGUGUCUGUUAUUAGAAUCUUGUCACUGUUUCUACCCUAAGUUGCUUAAUUUUUCCGACUCACAAACUGAUUCCGAUUGGUCACCUGCUGCUGCUACAUGGUAUGGUAGCCCCACUGGUGCCGGUACUGAUGGUGGAGCUUGUGGAUACGGGCCUACUGUCGACCAACCUCCAUUCUCUGCAAUGGUAUCGGCAGGAGGUGCUUCCCUCUUUAAGGAAGGCAAAGGAUGUGGAGCCUGUUAUCAGGUAAAGUGUACAUCUGAUGAUAAUAAAGUAUGCUCAGGAAAUCCAGUGAGCGUAGUAAUUACAGACAACUGCCCAGGUGGUCCAUGCGCAUCAGAUUCGAUUCAUUUUGAUUUAAGUGGUACUGCUUUUGGAGCCAUGGCUAAUUCUGAUGACGCAGAUCAACUUCGCAACGCUGGAGUAUUGAAAAUUCAGUAUAGAAAAGUUGAGUGCAACUAUCCUCAAAAAACGGUGACUUUUCAUAUUGAUUCGGGCUCCAACUCCAACUAUUUUGCAACGCUAAUUGAAUACGAAGAUGGAGAUGGAGAGCUUGCUGGAGUUGAAUUGAAACAAGCUCUAGACUCAGACACUUGGCUACCCAUGCAACAGUCAUGGGGUGCUGUUUGGAAACUUGACUCUGGCUCUACUCUACGUGCUCCUUUUUCACUCCGGUUAACUGCAAUGGGGACCAAUGACACUUUGAUUGUUACUGCUGUAAUUCCUGCUGGUUGGCAACCGGGUCAAUCAUAUAGAUCACUUGUCAAUUUCAAACCCUAA
This is a messenger RNA of Carica papaya (papaya), 843 nucleotides long. Its product is annotated as putative expansin-B2. NCBI's taxonomy places the organism in Eukaryota, Viridiplantae, Streptophyta, Magnoliopsida, Brassicales, Caricaceae. Gene Ontology annotation, biological process: sexual reproduction. The record is from RefSeq and is a predicted model, not a curated record. Gene Ontology annotation, cellular component: extracellular region.